This is a messenger RNA of Paramisgurnus dabryanus, 1713 nucleotides long. It is a transcript of the gene aaas, whose product is annotated as achalasia, adrenocortical insufficiency, alacrimia. Gene Ontology annotation, cellular component: nuclear pore. Gene Ontology annotation, molecular function: protein binding. NCBI's taxonomy places the organism in Eukaryota, Metazoa, Chordata, Actinopteri, Cypriniformes, Cobitidae. The record is from RefSeq and is a predicted model, not a curated record. Gene Ontology annotation, biological process: nucleocytoplasmic transport.
GUGGGACUUUUAUUAUGAAACUUCGCAUUUCUUCCUGUCACUUCCUGCUGUAUGUAAGAACUGAAGGCGCGCGAACAGUUGUGUGAUUUUUAACUGCUGCAGCGUUUAUUCUGCGUUCAUGUCAUCAGAAGACGAAUCAUGUGUUCUCUGAGUCUGUUCCCAUCACCGUCCGCUUCUGGUGUCACUCUGUACGAGCACAACAACGAGCUGCUGCAGGGACACAAUAAACAGGAGUUUGAUCUACCCAGUCCUCAGUUCAGCAGAGAUGUUGUGAAGGGUCACAGCCGUCCGGAGAACAGCAGUAAAUCAGCUUUCCUGGACCAGAGAGACACACUGUGGAUGCGGAGCGCUGGAGCCUGGCGGGAUGCUGGACUUCAUGGCCUUCUGGAUGAAAUCACUAAUAGCGCUGAGGAAGUGCCCAGGUGGUUAGCUGUGAGCUCAGGCUGCCUGCUGGCUCUUCUGCGAUGGGCGUCUUCAUUUCACGGCUCACUCUUUCCACAUCUCACUCUGAGUGGGGAUGAGAUGGUGGCUGAGUUUUCUCAAAUGUUGGAUUGGUCUGACAGCGCUGUAAGAAGCUUCGCUUGGCAUCCUCACACAGACAAGUUUGCUGUGGCUCUACAGGAUGACUCCAUCAAAAUCUACAAAUCUCACAGUUCGACAAGUCCGACACUAAAGCAUCGUCUUCAGAGGUCAGUGUGUGAUCUGGAGUGGAAACCCCUAUGUGGAUCUGUGUUGGCUGUGGCCUGUCAGAGCUCUUUACUCAUAUGGCACGUGGACCCUACAUCUCUCUCCACCAGGCCGUCGUCUGGCUGUGCGCAGGUUUUGUCUCAUCCGGGUCAUUCUCCCAUCACGUCCAUCUCUUGGUCACCCACUGGCUCUCUGCUGGUAUCUGCAUCUCCAGUCGAUACAGCCAUGAUGGUGUGGGAUGUGGCCGCAGAAGCCUGUGUACCUUUACAGCGGGUAGGUGGAGGUGGUGUUACGUACCUGUCCUGGUCACCUGAUGGCAGUCGAUUGCUGGCCGCCACACCGUCAGCUCUCUUCAGGGUGUGGGAGACGCGGAUGUGGACGUGUGAAAGGUGGCCGUGUGUUAAAGGCAGCUGUCAGUCGGGCUGCUGGAGUCCAGAUGGCAGCUGUUUGUUGUUCAGUAUUCAGGGCGAGAGUCUCAUCUAUGCUCUUACGUUCUCUGAUCUCACAGGAGGUCCUAAAGCUGCCACAGUAGUGGCUGAUCUGUCAGAGACAAGCUUCCCUGGACCUGAUGGAGACCUCACGGUUGGGGGAGAGGUGCGCUCACUUGCAUGGGAUCCCAGGGGUGAAAGAAUGGCUGUGCUUUUGAAAGGUGAUUCUCAGGCCAUCGGUCAUCCAUCUGUCAUUGCUGUGUUUAAGACACGCUCCAGUCCUGUUUUUGAACUGCUGCCAUGUGGUUUUGUGAUGGGAGAAGAUGGAGCAGAACCUAGAUUCAUGCAGUUUCAUCCACAUUUCCAGCAUGGGGCACUUCUCACUGUGUGCUGGUCUGAUGGACGCAUCUCUCACGUGCCCUUCUACUUCAGCAGCGUUGGACCUUCAGGAGGAACCUUGCAGCAGCCGAGCACAGAUUACUGCACAAACAAACUUUACACUGACCACUUAUCCUGAACACAGCCUUGAUCCAAUCAAUUUACCUGUAAACUUAUGUCUUCAAAACUUUACAAUCAAAAUAAACACAUUGUAACUGCA